Molecule: messenger RNA, 2106 nt
Organism: Melampsora larici-populina 98AG31
Lineage: Eukaryota; Fungi; Basidiomycota; Pucciniomycetes; Pucciniales; Melampsoraceae
Exons: 2
Coding region: 135-1841 (568 amino acids)
Biological process (GO): mRNA pseudouridine synthesis; tRNA pseudouridine synthesis
Cellular component (GO): cytoplasm; nucleus
Molecular function (GO): pseudouridine synthase activity; RNA binding
Source: RefSeq, a predicted model, not a curated record
GAUUAAUAUCAAUACCAACACUUCAUCAUCAAGUCUCAAAACUAAAUCAAAGGUCCUAUUCAACAACAACAUUCGUAAAGGGUUUAUCUCAAUCAAAUCUCAUUUCUGUUUGAUGAUUCAGUUUAUACAAUCGAAUGGAUUCUAACUCAGAUUCAGAUUACGAGAAAUUAUCAAAGGAAGAAUUGAUUUCUAAAAUUAAAGAUUUAGAAGGACGUCUUUCGACCCUGAAGGUUUCUAAACUUUCUAAAGACUUAUUACAGUCUACUAGUGGAAUCCAAAACCAACAAGAAGGAAACAGGAUAGAUUUGAUGACCACACCUGCGAUCGGAAAAAAACUUAAACACAUUAAACAACAAAGUCAAAAGAAAUUCGAAUUUAAAAAAUAUCCUACCCGAAAAAUCGCACUUCAAAUCGUAUAUCAAGGAUGGAAUCAUGGAGGAUUAGCAUGGCAACCUGAGAUCACCCCAUUAACCACAGUAGAAGGUGAAUUAUUUAAAGCAUUAUUAUCAGCUAGAUUAGUGGAGAUGUCAGAAGAAUUUCAAGAAGAAGAUCGAGAAGAGAUCCUCAAGACAGAAGAAUGGCGUGAAGCAGUUGAUUUAGAAGGAUGGGAAUAUUCUAGAGCUGGUAGAACUGAUGCUGGUGUGAGUGGAUCGGGUCAAGUGGUUAGUCUUUGGGUUAGAAGUAAUCUUUUGGAUUCAAAACUACGUCAAGAACUGCUUGAUUCAAAGCAAAGCCCACCUGGAAGUUUUAGAGAUCCUGAAGGAUUUGAAAGAAGUACAGAUGAAGAGAAUGAAGAAGUUCAUCCUAAGAUUUUAAAUUCAUCAAUUUCAAACAAACCUCAAGAAGAAUUACCUUAUAUCUCAAUUUUAAAUUCACUUUUACCUGAAUCGAUUAAAGUGAUUGCUUGGUCACCUGUCUCAACUGAAUUUGAUGCAAGAUUUUCUUGUAAAGGUAGACAUUAUAAAUAUUUUUUUACUAAAUUUGAAUCUGAUUUAAAUCAAUCGUUAGAUAUUGAAAUGAUGAGAGAAGGAGCCAAGAAGUUGAUCGGAGAACAUGAUUUUAGAAAUCUUUGUAAAUUAGAUAAGUCUAAACAAAUUGAAAACUUUAAAAGAGAGAUUUAUUCUGCUGAAAUUAAUUUAGUUGAUGAGAAUGCAAUUGGUCCUGAAUUUAAUAAGAAUGAUGGACUUGAAGGAUCGGUUGGACAAGACGGAUUAGGUGAAAAGAAUCAAAUGUAUGUUUUUGAUCUUAGAGGUAGUGCGUUUCUUUAUAAUCAAGUUAGAAACAUCAUGGCGAUUUUAUUUUUAAUUGGAUCAAGAUUAGAAUCACCCAACUUGAUCGAUGGAUUGUUAUAUACUGAUUCGAGUGCUCAAAAACCAGAAGGUUUAGGACUGAUUACCGAUGAAUUUGUGGAUCGAAAACCAGAGAUGGCAAUUGCUAGUGAAUUACCUUUAUUGUUAUGGGAUUGUAUUUAUCCUCCUAAUACAUUUAAUUGGAAAUCUGAAUCGGUUUAUAAAUCUAAUGGGAUCGCACCAAGUAAAACGUUUGAUACGAUGAGAAUUCAAUCCACUCGUUAUCGAAUCAAAUCGAUUCUUACAUUACAUCAAAUUCAAAAAUUACAAAGCUUUUAUCAAACUGAUGAUGAUGAUGAUCAUCAAAUCACACCUUCACCUUUUCAUAAAUCUAAAUCAGUUUGUCAAAUCUUUGGUGCAGGUCAAAGUCAAUGGACUAAGAAUUAUAAAUCGAUUUUAAACCGUCCUAGGUUAAUGAUUUAUAGUGAAAGUAAUCAAAAAUGGUUAGAAGGUAAAGGUGCAAGAAUGUUGGCUAAAAGAUCAGCUGUUUGAAAUCUUUUGGAAAACUUUUAGAGGAAUGUAACUUUUUAUCUUUUUGAUAUCACUCAAUUUGUAAAUUGUAAAUUGAUUUUGUUUUCACAUUACGUGGUUUCAGAGUUACUUAUCAUUUGAUUUAUUUAUUAAGUAGAAUAACAUCAUAUAUUAUGUCGGUGGGUGCGGUUCUUUAGUUUGUACCUAUCACUUCUUUUGACCAUCAAGUCGUUUAUGGAUUCAAUCAUGAAUAGGGCAGUUCAAGUCGGGUGUUUACAGCCUAUCU